Messenger RNA from Mangifera indica (mango), 3308 nucleotides. RefSeq lists its product as uncharacterized. Gene Ontology annotation, cellular component: piccolo histone acetyltransferase complex. Lineage: Eukaryota; Viridiplantae; Streptophyta; Magnoliopsida; Sapindales; Anacardiaceae. The record is from RefSeq and is a predicted model, not a curated record. The coding region runs from base 585 to 2984 and encodes 799 amino acids. Gene Ontology annotation, biological process: regulation of transcription by RNA polymerase II. The transcript is spliced from 4 exons.
UCGAACCAUCUCAAACACAUCUUAGCCUUUCAUUUGUCAAUCCAACGGCUCACUUCAGUCGGUGUAGUGGAUUUCAUCAUAAACCCUAGCGCGCCACACCCCGCUCUACAAGCUCACUGCUUCUCCCUCUCACAGGAUUUAUGUGAAACCGAGAACCCAAUCGAUCUCUUUUACCCUUUCAAUCCACAGAUCAUAACUUCUUCGACUUCUUUUUCAUCUCUUCUUUUUCUUCUUGUUGUUUUCGAUAUUUAUUAUAUUUGUGAUGUUCGAAUCCUUCUGUGAUGUUGUCGUCGUGUUGUUUUAGGAUUUUAUGUGAAUGAUUAUUUGUAUUUAUUAUUUAGUUUUCGUGGCUUGACUUGGAUUCUGACUCGGGAAACAACUGAGUAUAACUUCUAUUUCGGUGUGAAUGUCGAGUUUUGUGAUGUUUUGUAUUUAGAUGUGCUGGAGAAACCGACCCGGAAGGAGAUUUUCGAGCUGGGAGAGGUUUUGUACUGAGUCAGAUCGGAGCGAGUGAAGCUUUAUAACUCAGUUAUUCGAGGAAGAUCAAGUCAGGUAGAGUUGGGCGUUUCCAGAACCGUACGGCAAUGCCGUCGGUGGGUAUGCGACGGACUAGGGUGUUCGGAGUGGUAAAGGGAGCCGAUGGAGCCCGCGUUCUACGUUCUGGUCGUCGGUUAUCGUCCGACUUUGGUCACUGGUAUCAACAAUCUUUGGUCAAAAAGAAUAGUGGAAAUGGGCUUGGUGGGCUUAAAUGCAAGCCCAACGGGUGGACGCAUGUGGAGAAAAUUAACUUUAAGCAUGUGGAAGAACGAGAAGGCGAAGAGACAGACUCUACUGAGAUUAUUAAGAAUGAGAAAGAAACGAAAGUGUGCAAGAAAGUCAAAGAAGAAGAAGAAGUAAAAGAAGUGAAAGUUAUGGACAAGAUGUUUGGGAUAGUGUAUAGGAGAAAGAGGAAGAGACUUGGUGGUGAAAGUAGUGAGCUUUCGAGUGAUAAAAUGUAUGGGAUUCGGUUUCAGCGUAGAACAAGGAGGAAAAAUCUUGAGGAUAGUGGCGUUGAUAGUGAAAGUAUGGAGGGAUUUGUGAGGGACGAUGAAGAACUUGGAGGGCUUCGUGUGUUUGGUAUUGGUUUGGAUAGUUCUUGUAUUGGUUGGAGUAAUUGGUUUGCUUGUUUUGUGAUAUUGGUUUUGAGGUACAUGGAAAAGGCAAGACUUGAGUUGCAUGAGCUCGCGUCAUUUUUGCUUUCACAACCGAUCAAUGAAGUGCUUUCUUUGCAUGGAAUUCGAUUUUUGUGGGAUCCUCCCAUUGGUGUUGCUGGUAUGUUCAAGCUUUUUGAGGCCAUGCAAGUCAUGCCUCUGUUUUCUGUGGAUUUUUCCGCUGUACCGUCUUGUUUUAUGUACAUUCAUUGCAGUAUGCAUGUUAGAUUAAAGCGCCUGCCACCUGUACUUGUAAAUAAUUUGGUGUAUUUGGACUCCAAUAAUGAAAUAAUGUCCAGGAUCAGAAGCUACCAAUCUUACGAGUCUUCUGAUGAUGAUGUAGAAUAUGUAUGGGAGACCAAAACUAUGGUGCCUGUAGUUGAUAGUGCAGUGAAAUGGGUGACUUUACAUCCUUCUGUCAGAGCUUCUAAAUUAUCAGGGCGAAAUGGGCAGUAUAGAAAUGCUCUGAAUUCACGCACAAUUCAGAAAAGGAGGAGUUCAUUGAGGAGGAGGAGAGCUAGGAAUCCUUCUCUUGGUGGUGCACACAAAGGUAGUGGAACUUUAGUUUCUGAUUUAGUUAGUAGGAAAAAUGUGAUAUCCUUCUCUUCUGUAGUGUCCAAAAAUAAGCUUAGGAGUUCAAUUAGGAGUAGCCCUACAUCAAGAUUCAAAGAAUUCAAUUCCGAAAAGGAUGAAACACGGCAAGACUUGGUUCCAAAUUGUUGCUCUGCUAGUAUAUUGGUUAUAGAUUCAGACAGAUGUUACAGGGUAGAAGGAGCCAGUGUCAUGUUAGAAAUGUCUGCGUCAAGAGAGUGGCUUCUUGUAGUAAAGAAAGAUGGAGUAACAAGAUAUAACCACAGAGCACAAAAAAUUAUGAGGCCCUGUUCAUCAAACCGUGUCACCCAUGAUAUUGUAUGGAGUGGGGAUGAUAAUUGGAAACUAGAGUUUCCAAACAGACAAGACUGGUUAAUAUUCAAAGAUCUUUAUAAGGAAUGUUCUGAUCGCAAUGUGCAUGCCCCUGUAGCCAAGGUUAUCCCAGUUCCUGGGGUUCGAGUGGUUUCAGGUUAUGAGGAGAGUAUUACCGUGCCAUUUCGUCGACCAGAUUCAUAUAUCUCUGUUAGUAAUGAUGAGGUAUCUAGAGCUUUGACUAAGAGGACUGCAAACUAUGAUAUGGAUUCUGAAGAUGAAGAAUGGCUAAAGAAGUUCAAUAAUGAGUUUUGCACGGAAAAUGAACUUAAUAACCAUGUUUCGGAGGAUAAUUUUGAGUUAAUGGUUGAUGCCUUUGAGAAGGCUUACUUUUGUAGUCCUGAUGAAUACUCUAACGAGGAAGCAGCAGUUAGUCUUUGCUUGCAUCUGGCUAGGAGGGAAGUAGUGCAAGCUGUGUAUAUUUACUGGGUGAAGAAACGGAAGCAGAAGCACAUAGGGCUACUUAGGGUUUUCCAGCAAGUGAAAAAACCUUCUUUGAUUCCAAAGCCUGCUCUACGAAAGAGAAGAUCAUUCAAACGGCAGGUUAGCCAAUUGGGAAGAGGCAAACAAUCUGUGCUCAUGCAAGCAAUUUUAGUUAAGCAAGAUGCCAUUGAAGAACAGAAUGCUAUAUUUAGAGUUGAGGAGGCUAAAGCCUCAGCUAAACAAUCUGUCGAAUCAGCAGUCAGUAAACGUCAGAGGGCACAACUGCUCAUGGAAAUUGCAGAUUUGGCAACUUACAAAGCAGCUAUUGCACUUAAAAUCGCUGAAGCUGCUGAAGUAGCGGAAUCAGCAGAGGCUGCAGCCGUGCAAUUUUUAGAUGGAGAGGCAUAGCUAUUAACAUUUGUGGUGCUAAUUUGGAAUUAUAAAAUUAUUGAUAGCUGAUUGCUGAAGUUGAUCUACUGCCUCAGCAUGGCUGUUUUUGAAGCUGUUGGAGGACAAUCCAUGAAGAGGAAACGAAGUGCUGUAAUCUUGUAUAGAUUUUUGAUUGAUUGAUGUACAUUCUGUAAUCUGUAUUAUUAUUGUUGUCUCUCACCAAAUAUUUUACAAGGGGAUUUAGUUUAUAUCCUUGACAAAAAAUUUGGAAAAAAAAAAAAAAAAAAGAGAAUUAUGACAAAAAGGAAAAAGGGUUUCUAGCUUCUGCCUUGGUUGAGAUAA